UAUUUCUCUUGUCUGCCUCUCCCAUUUUUUUCUUUUUCCUUCUCAGAGAAAAUCCAAGAUCACUGCUUCCCGCAAACUCAUGCUAAAGAGCUUGAUGCUGGCCAAAGCCAAGGAAUGCUGGGAGCAAGAGCACGAGGAGAAGGAAGCGGAGAAGGCCAGAUACCUGGCUGAAAGGAUUCCUACGCUCCAGACCCGAGGCCUGUCACUCAGCGCCCUGCAGGACCUGUGCAGGGAGCUGCAUGCUAAGGUGGAGGUUGUGGAUGAAGAGAGGUACGACAUUGAAGCCAAGUGCAAUCAUAACACUCGGGAGAUCAAGGACUUGAAGCUGAAAGUGCUUGAUCUUCGAGGAAAGUUCAAACGCCCACCCCUGCGAAGGGUCCGUGUCUCUGCAGAUGCCAUGCUCCGGGCCCUGCUGGGCUCAAAGCACAAGGUGUCCAUGGAUCUGCGGGCCAACCUCAAGUCUGUGAAGAAGGAGGACACAGAGAAGGAGCGGCCUGUGGAGGUGGGUGACUGGCGUAAGAACGUGGAGGCCAUGUCUGGCAUGGAGGGACGGAAGAAGAUGUUUGAUGCAGCCAAGUCUCCGACCACCCAGUGAAAGGUUACUUUCCCAAGCUUUGCAGGAUCUCCUUGUCACCUGUUAACUUUCCAUCUCACCCUCUGCUCUUUCUACCUUCCACAUCCCCUUCCAACCCUGUCCAGGUCCCCACAGCCUGUCCUCAGAGCUGUCACCUGAGUUUGGGACAGGGGACCUCCACAGCCUUAUCAUAGCCCAAUCACUCCCAACUCCCAACUCCUAACACAGCCUGGUCUGUCCUCAACCCAACUCCCGAACUGGGAACUGAAUAAACACCAGAGGGUGGAGAAAAAUGGAAACAUCCCAGAAGCAAGGAAGUAAAAACCUUUGGUCCAGACCACACCCACCUAAGUGGAUCUCCUUAGCUCAUUUUUAGGCACUGAGGCAUCCUGAGUCAUUUGUCCCUCACUCUUACUGCCCUUGGGCCCCAGAGCACUCAUCUUGCCACUGAAGGGCUGAUGUGGAUCCUGGAACCCUCCCCACUGGCUUCGCUUUUCCCUUCUUUUAUGACGCAUGGACUCAGUGAGUUGUGUGCUAUCCAUUAAAUGUUGCAGUUU
Dromiciops gliroides (monito del monte) is the source of this 1131-nucleotide messenger RNA. RefSeq names its product troponin I1, slow skeletal type (gene TNNI1). Gene Ontology annotation, biological process: muscle contraction. NCBI's taxonomy places the organism in Eukaryota, Metazoa, Chordata, Mammalia, Microbiotheria, Microbiotheriidae. The transcript has 6 exons. Bases 80 to 595 code for a protein of 171 amino acids. The record is from RefSeq and is a predicted model, not a curated record. Gene Ontology annotation, cellular component: troponin complex.